AUGUUGUUUGAUACUGAUUAUUUGAUACCCGGUACGCCAGAGAUUCCGGUCUCUGUAAAAUCAAGGUUGGCAGGCGUCCUGAAGACGUUUCAUUUGUCGACCCGAAAAGCUCGACAUACCUCUGAGCUAACAGCUCCGAAACCGCACAUAUACCUAGAGAGUAGCGGCAUUACCGUGAGUGCUAAGCAGUCUCAAACGUUUCUCGAUGUCGUCCAGGACUAUCUCCCGCAAGAAAAUGAAGACACGCGCAACUACCCCACAGCAUCAGAAAAGAGGGACAAUCAUACAUUUUUGAACGUGCACAAGGGCGAUAUCGUUCAUCUAAUCGCAAUUGCACCCAAUAAUCUCGUCCAGGUGCGCCUUGUCAACGGUAUGGGUCAAGGUCUAGUACCCACCCGAUGUCUAGCUUUGAACCGCAAUCUAACGCCUUCAAUGUCACCAGAGCUCGAUUCAACUCCAGAGGCCUUCCAGUCACCAACUCGUAGAGUAGCCAAAUCUGCAGCAGCCGCCUCGCUUUUUUCGUCUUCACCGGCUUCCUUUUCGCCAACUCACCAACAACCUGAUAUCAGAAGCUGCGAGGUCGAGGCCAUCGAUCUGUGGGACAAUCGAAUAUGGUACAAGAUCAGGUGUGUGAUGAAAACAGGCCAUCAUCGAGUGUUGUCUAGAUUCUAUCAGGAUUUCUACUCCCUUCAACUUCUAAUCAAAAAUCAGUUGGUGGGCGAACACGGUGAGAUUAUUCAGGGACUUUUCCCCUUACUUCCGUCCCCUUGCCGAUCUAUUACUCCGUGCCAAAUCAAGAGUCGAAUCGCGGAAUUCAAUAGCUACCUUGGCAACAUCCUGGGCUCAUCUGCUAUACCGGAAGACGUCAAAAUCGAUGUUAUCCAAAACCUUUGGCUAUCUCCCAAACCUGGGGAUGUAGUCAUCACGCCGCGUGGCUCAACAUUCAAAGUUUCGCCCUCAAUUUCGGGCAGUGAGUCCUGGGAAGCUGUCUCUGAUAAGUCACAAAGCUCGAUUAACGACUUUGCCAAGCACCUGGAUCCGGCGAUUGGUAUCAAAAGCAGAGCUGUAUCUUUCUCUGCAAGGAGGUCGACAUACGAGUCGUCAACGAUACAGAGACAAACCCAAUCUGCGCCAGCAACACCUGCGCUCUCUAAAUUUCAAUUUGAGGCUCCUGGUCAAGAAGUGAAAGACAUCAAGGUGAAGUUUGUAUAUGACGAAGAGUGCUAUGUCGCUAAAUGUGCUGCUUCGGAGCUUCAAUCGUACCAGCAAUUGGAUCGCUUGUGUCAUGCUAAACUAACAGGUUGUUUGCCUGAUGCCACGUUCCCAUUGGAAAUUUCAUUGAUCAACGUCAACAACAAGCCUGUAGUUCUAACGGAGAAGUCAUUCCGCCCGUCAAUCGCGGAAUUCCAUUCUGGAAAGUUGGCUUCACACAAUAUGACAUGUUCCAACUUGAAGAAGUUGGUGUUGCACGUAACGCCAUUGAAGUAG
Lachancea sp. 'fantastica' is the source of this 1488-nucleotide messenger RNA. The record is from the annotation of a GenBank genome assembly. Lineage: Eukaryota; Fungi; Ascomycota; Saccharomycetes; Saccharomycetales; Saccharomycetaceae.